Messenger RNA from Scatophagus argus, 5708 nucleotides. RefSeq names its product SH3KBP1 binding protein 1 (gene shkbp1). Gene Ontology annotation, biological process: protein homooligomerization. NCBI's taxonomy places the organism in Eukaryota, Metazoa, Chordata, Actinopteri, Scatophagidae. Gene Ontology annotation, molecular function: protein binding. The transcript is spliced from 17 exons. Bases 482 to 3079 code for a protein of 865 amino acids. The record is from RefSeq and is a predicted model, not a curated record.
AUUCAACUCUGUGUUGGUGUGUGAAAACACAAAGUGUGUGACUGUUAGGCCUGACUGGGUGUGUUUGUGUCACAGCAGGGCAGCAGCCAACAUGCUCACAGCUGGUUUGAUGGAAAGAGAAAAACAGACACCAACUGCCAAAAAGAAUAAAACACUUAAGUUGCAAACAGCCGCAGGUUUAGAGAUGGUUUGAUUUUAUUACAUUUCAUUCAUUUUCUUCUGGGCUGAAACUGCCUUCAAAGACAUUUUGACAACAACUGAAAGGAACUUGUGGUCCAGUUCCAGUUCCAGUUCCAGUUCCAGAGGGAGGCUACGCUCCGGUCCGGGUUUUACUUCUCACCCUCCGCAGUGACCCUCCGUCACUGCGCGACAGGAAGUUCGCUUAAAAACAAGAACGGAAACCGAGUUUAUCCUAAAAAUGGAUUAAUAUUGAGAAGUAUUGUUACUGCCGUGGACGUGCAGGUAGCUGACUCCUCAGAGGAUGUCUAACCCGGCGAGGAGCGGAGACAUCAUCCACCUGAAUGUCGGGGGGAAACGGUUCAGCACCUCCCGACAGACCCUGACGUGGGUCCCCGAUUCCUUUUUCUCCAGCCUUCUGAGCGGUCGGAUCUCGACUCUGAAGGACGAGACCGGAGCUAUCUUCAUCGACAGGGACCCCUCUCUGUUCGCCACCAUCCUCAACUUCCUGCGGACCAAAGAGCUGCACCCGCGCUCCAUCAGCGUGCACAUGCUCAUGCACGAGGCCGAGUUCUACGGCAUCACGCCGCUGGUGCGGAAGCUGCAGCUGUGCGAUGAGCUCGACCGAUCUUCCUGUGGAAACGUGCUGUUCAACGGCUACCUGCCUCCACCAGUGUACCCAGCGAAGCGCCGUAACCGUCACAGCGUGGCGGGAUCGCAGUUCAUGGCGGGCCGAGUGGUUCCUGGGGAGAGAGCGCCGGUCAGACGCAGCAACACUAUGCCCCCCAACCUGGGGAACUCUGGGAUACUCAGCAGAAUGAGCGGCGAGGAGAAGACGCCUGCAGGUCAGGUGUCGGAUCCCGGCAUGGUUCGGAUCAUCUGUGGUCAUCACAACUGGAUCGCGGUGGCCUACGCACAGUUUGUCGUCUGUUACAGGGUGAAGGAGUCCACCGGGUGGCAGCAGGUCUUCACUUCUCCUCGUCUGGAUUGGGUGAUCGACCGAGUUGCUCUCAACGCCAAAUUUAUGGCCGGCUCGCUGGGAGACAACGACAAGAUGGUGGCCGUUGCCUCGGUGACGGAGAUCAUCCUGUGGGCCAUCUGCCCAGACGGCAAUGGAAACGAAAUCGGCGUCUUCAGCCUCAACGUGCCGGUGGAGGCGCUCUUCUUCGUUGGUAACCAGCUGAUCGCCACCAGCCACACCGGGAAGGUCGGGGUUUGGAACGCCGUCACCAAGCACUGGCAGAAUCAGGACGUGGUUCCCAUCAGCAGCUAUGACACCGCCGGCUCCUUCCUCAUCCUGGGCUGCAACAAUGGAUCCAUCUACUACAUCGAUGUGCAGAAGUUUCCUCUGAGGAUGAAGGAUAACGAUCUGCUGGUGACCGAGCUGUACAGAGACCCGACUGAGGACGCCAUCACUGCUCUCAGCGUCUACCUCACCCCCAAAACCAGUGACAGCGGGAACUGGAUCGAGAUUGCGUACGGGACCAGCUCGGGGACGGUCCGGGUCAUCGUUCAGCAUCCGGAGACGGUCGGCUCGGGCCCACAGCUCUUCCAGACCUUCUCUGUCCACCGCAGCCCCGUCACCAAGAUCAUGCUGUCCGAGAAACACCUCAUCUCAGUUUGUGCCGACAACAACCACGUGCGGACGUGGACGGUCACUCGCUUCAGAGGGAUGAUCUCCACCCAGCCGGGGUCCACGCCGCUCUCCUCCUUCAAGAUCCUCAGCCUGGACGAUGUGGACGGACACGGAGGCUGCAGCGCUGGGACGGAGAUAGGUCCAUACGGAGAGCGAGACGACCAGCAGGUGUUCAUCCAGAGAGUCGUGCCAGACAUUGAUAAACUUUACGUGAGGCUGUCGUCCAAUGGGAAGAGGGUGUGUGAGGUGCGCUCGGUGGAUGGCACCUCCAUCACGGCCUUCAUGGUCCAUGAGUGCGAGGGCUCGAGUCGCAUCGGCUCUCGGCCUCGUCGCUACCUGUUCAGCGGCCACAGCAAUGGCAGCAUCCAGAUGUGGGACCUGACCACCGCCAUGGACAUCGCCGGCAAGGUGGACAUCAGAGCACUAGGCGGACCAACCGAGGAGGAGCUGCUGGAGCUGUUGGACCAGUGUGACCUGGCUCUGACUAGAACACCUGACAGCACACCUAGAGCCUCGACCUGCAGUCUUUACUCUCAGCUCAGUGACUCCUUCAGGACGGAGCGUCUCCACUCUGCAGGAGGAGUUCGAGGAGCCGGAGCCUCCGGUUCAGCCGCCUCGCUGUGCGGCAGCCUCCCCCGACAGGCUCCGCCCCCUGUGCCUCUCACCAAACCUAUCAGAGACUCCGCCCUCUCAGCUGGGCCCGCAGUCGGACCACAGAUGCUCACCAUCCCCGCCCAAUCCCACAGCUCCAGCCCGAGCCAGACUGCCAGCCCACGUUCGAGACACCAAGACCGAGAGUCUGUCCGCCGGGGGAGCUUCGUGGAGCGCUGCCAGGAGCUCGCUAAGGGUUCAGAAGUGGUGUCAGGCCCCGGGUUUGGCGUCCCGGCAGGGGCGGAGGGCAUCAGACGGAGCUUAGCGGUGUGCAGCGAGCUAGAGGCCAGAUUUGGACUCAGGACGCCCACCACCUUCUCUGUGUCGCCCAGUGCACGCCACUCUCCAGGAACACCUUCAUCGCUGUCAUCCUCACCAUUAUCCUCAUCUUCGUCACAUCGCAGGGCCGCGUCCACGUCUCCCACAAGCCCCACUCCACCUUCGGCCCCAGCCGUGAACGCGACCCGGUCUCAGGCACCUGUAUCACCUCGCCGCGCCGCUGCAGCAUCUCCUGCUGAUGUCCCGGCUUCCCCGGAGAGCCCGGCGAGUCCGGACAGCCCCGCCGCCGGCCCGCCCACCAGCCCCAAACCACACAUGAACGAGACCAGCUUCUGAUCAGCUGUUCAGACGUUCGAGUGGAAAAGUCUUCCACUCCGACUGUUCUCAGCACGUUUUGUGGCGGCAGACAUGAAAAUCUUACCAGCAGGCUUGAGUGAACAGCCAGCCGGCCGUCAAACCGAAACCUGAAACAAGAGACCUCAUUCAGCUGAAACUGUGUUACUAAAGCUGCAUUAAUCGAUAUUUCUGCUCUGUCAAUAAUUAAUAUAAUGUAAUGUGAAAGGGCUCACUCUGACUUGACCAAGCCCCGCCCCCUUAGUUACUGUCACUGCCUUAUUGUUCUCAAGGGACACACGGUUAAAACGCCAACACAUUAACAUCAAAUUCAGAGUGUGAGUUCAGAAGAACACAACAGGCAGACAGAAUUGGUCUCUUAUUUCUAGUAGUUAGAAACACUAAAGUCACAACCGUUCCUAAUAUUUUAUGAGGCUUCAGCUAGCUAGCUGAUUAAGCUAAAGCUGCCCCCUUCAGUUGGUUGAAAAUGCUGUUUUUGGCUCACGUUUUAGUGUGAAAGCUAACAUGUGAAAGCUAAAGCUAACAUUUCCCAGUCAUCACUUGGACUUGGACUAAAGACACAGAAGGUUCUUGUCUGACGCGGUAGAGAUGGUUAGUCCCAGUGUGUCACAGUUAGCAUUGGCAGCUUCGUCCUGAUGAGGACAGUGACUUUCAGUUCAGUGUGUUGACGUCAGCAUAGCUUAGCUGGCUACCGAUGAUACAACCAGCUAACUGCAGUCGUCUUCUCAGUUGAUCAAAUCGAUGAUUUGCUAGAAAUGAGAAGCUGCUUUUUAUCUUCACUUGUCUGAAAUCAAGGACUCAUUGUUUAACAUGAUGAUAAAUAUUGUAUUCUUUUAUACGUGUGACAGGUUGGCAACAGUCGCUAAAGUGGGUGGGGCUUAGCGAGCAGUGGGAUCUUGAUGUGUGCAGCUCUGCAGCCUUUCAGCACGUUUCCUGUCCGAGAUGAACCGAGUAAAGUGGAGCUUUUAGCCGCUUACGGAGGUGUCGGGCUUUACUGCAGAUUUAUAACCAACAGAAGAAGAAGCGUUUGAGUUUAUAUUUUGUUCUUGUCAGCAGAUGAAUUUUUCUAUCGUUUUCUAUCUCAUGAGUUUGUUCAAAAACGUUUGUAUAAAAAACUGUUUUUUUUAAUUUGAGAUCCUCCAGUUUGUGUAGUUUUGUUGUAAUUUCCCACUGCGAUGAUGAACGCGUCGUCAGUCCGAUCGUUCCUUCACUGAGCCGUGCCUGAACGCCUCAGCGUCACAGCCAAUCAGGUUUCAGCCACACUUUUUGGCUCUGAUUUCCAUCACCUGCCAAAUGAACGUCUGCCUGAGAUGAACUUGUAGCUCAGUUACUGUUAGGAACAACCUGGAAACUCAUCACUGAAGAAAACCUGAAUGUUGACUGUCAUGUUUUUGAUAGUUCAGACUGAGCGAUGAAGAGCGGAGAACUGAACUGAACCCAACACUGAACCUGUCCUGCUUUAACCUCAUUGGAUGGUGGUCUUUCCAGGAAGCAGCUUUUCUUCAGCGUCUUCCUGUAAGUCUACACUUUGGGUUUUAUUUAAAACGUUUGCAUCACUGGCGUCUCCUGCGGUGACAUCAGCGUCUCUUUGGCGUCAUGUGACGUCACAUGACGUGACGUCACAUUGGCCACGUGGCAGUUUUCAGUGUUAAACAUUCACUUUUACAUUUUCCUUAUUUGUUCAGCGACUAAGAGCUGCUUGCAUUAUCUGUUAAUCCGUUAAUCUCAGUGUUUUCUCUGCAGAAAAGACACGUUGUAGUUCAGAUGUUUUCUGUUCUGAUGGUUCCAGCUGGAGAAAAAGAAUAUUUUGGUAUUUUUGUGAGAAAAUGACUUAAAACAAUUAUUCAGUUAUCAAAACCGCUGCAGACUCAUUUUCAUUCAAAGUUUAAAAUAUUUCAUACAUGAAAAAACAUGAACUGAUUAAUGAAGUGAAUAAAUUGUCUAAAAUGUUUAACUGAACCAACAAUUAUUAUGAACUGAUUUCAUUUUCACGGUCAUUUCUCGGAUAUCAUUUUAAAAAUGAAGCUUUUUAUUUUUCAGUUUGUCCCAUAAAACUGAAGACCUUAAAAGUCUGAGUUUCUUUGCUUUUCAUUAGACGUGAAACGAGCAGAUGAAUUAGUUUUUCUUACGUUCAUCGAGUGUUGCUGCUUUUCUUUGAUCUCUAAAGUUAUGAACUGUUUUUUGUGAUUUCUGAUUUGUGUCAUUAAAAAGACUAAGUUAAUUGUUUAUUAAUAAAUAAAGAAGAUACCAAACAUGUCUUUUAAAAACGUCAGAUCUUCUGAAAUCGGGAUAUUUUUACUGACUCGCCUAAUUAAUUGAUGUCAUUUAUUGUUAAUUGCAGCCAAAGUUGUGUUGGAAUGAAAUUGAAUUCUCUUUCUCCUACAAGCUCUGAAUGCAGCAUCUGUGGCUGCCGAGUUGUUUUAUGUUUUAAAAAAUGUUUUUAAUAUGAACUUUUAAGUCCAGAUCUGUAAAAGAUCGCAGUGAAUGUAGAGAAACUUUUUACAGCUGAACUCAGGUCAGCGUUGUUCUGUGCUUCGUAUUGUUUGUAUAAUCGUGUUUUCUAACAGACUUUGCUUUAAAAAAAUCAAAUAAAAUAACUGACUCAUGAAAA